Messenger RNA from Meyerozyma guilliermondii ATCC 6260, 249 nucleotides. Its product is annotated as chromatin DNA-binding EKC/KEOPS complex subunit. The coding region runs from base 1 to 249 and encodes 82 amino acids. The transcript has a single exon. The record is from RefSeq and is a predicted model, not a curated record. Gene Ontology annotation, cellular component: EKC/KEOPS complex. NCBI's taxonomy places the organism in Eukaryota, Fungi, Ascomycota, Pichiomycetes, Serinales, Debaryomycetaceae.
AUGCUUCCAUGUUCGGUGACUCUAAACAUCCCUUUUCAAACGGAAAAACAAGCCGUCAUAGCAAAAAGAAGCCUAGAACCAGAUCCAAUUCUCAAAGCUAACGAAUUGGCUGUGGAAUAUAUCGCUGAGGACUCUAGCCUAAUUUGCAAAUUCACCGGGGUCAAUGAUAGAGCACUCCGAGUGGCUAUUAGCAGUGUCAUAGACAAUCUUAAGACGGUGGUCGAGUGUAUGGAUGAGUUUGAGCGAUAG